Procambarus clarkii (red swamp crayfish) is the source of this 1718-nucleotide messenger RNA. NCBI's taxonomy places the organism in Eukaryota, Metazoa, Arthropoda, Malacostraca, Decapoda, Cambaridae. The record is from RefSeq and is a predicted model, not a curated record.
GUGGUGUGGACGUGGCGCUUUUGCGAUGGGCGGCCGUCUUCCCCCUGUCGUGAGGGUAAACUCCAUAGGUUUCUCCUCCAUAGGUUCCUCGUGAGACGAGAGGAUGACCUUGACCUAUAAACAUGUAAUGGUCACGUUGUGCCUGGCGACCAUCCUCGCUCAUCUCUUCUACUCUGAAAUCUACCCAAGACUUUUGUCGUACCGAGUAAACCCUUUAUUGGGUUUACAAGCCACCAAUAUAAGUGCAUGGAAUGUAGACCUGCUACCAUCAGCAAUCAUCAAUACAAGUUCAAGAACCGUGAACGCCUGGAAGGCUUUAGGGGACUCUAAUUUUCCUUAUGAGGAUCCGUUCUCUGAAGGUACAUACUCCGAGAACGUGAAUAUUUUUGUCGACAAGCCCAAGAACGUACACAAACGGAGUUCUCACGAUCCUCCACUGAAGAAGAUCUUAUUUUGGAAUGAAGUAUUCGGAAACCGAUACUUUUAUUUCGGGUUUGGUCGGGAGGCGUUCCUGCGGGCCGGGUGUCGCGUCAACACUUGCACCGUCACGGCUGACCGCUCCAGGUUCCCGCUCCGGGACCUCGAUGCUGUGCUCUUUCACUUCAGGUCCGGUGAUGCUUCCUUUCCAACAGAGCGAUCAGCCCACACCCGCUACGUGUUCUGGCUGCUCGAACCUCCGCCCCACUUCUUCAGAGACCCUAACCCCUACAAGAACGUCUUCAACUGGACAAUCACCUACAGACUUGAUUCGGACUUUCCGCUGCCGUACGGGCGUGUGUUCCGGCGGAGGACUCCGCUGGCCCCUCUUGACCGCAACUACGCAGCCGGUAAAACCAAGAUGGCUGCCUGGUUUGUCUCCAACUGCAACCCCAUCAGUGGCAGGACACAGUUGGUAAAUACGUUGAGGAAAUGGAUCCAGGUGGACCAGUACGGACAUUGUGGGAAGCGGAAGUGUGAGAGGAAGACCGCGAGGAAGUGCUACAAGAUGGUCUCUGACGACUACAAAUUCUACUUCUCCUUUGAGAACUCUCUGUGUCAGGAUUAUGUGACUGAGAAGUUCUUUAACAUAUUAAGGCUGGAGACAGUACCUGUGGUGUAUGGACUGGCCAACUAUGCUCAACACGCUCCUCCACACUCCUACAUCGACGCCCUCAGCUUCCCCUCGGCCAAGGCCCUCGCUGACCACCUCAUCUACCUCAACAACAACGAUACAGCCUAUAACGAAUACUUCAGAUGGAAGAGGUAUCACUGGGUUCCAAAUUUCUUCUCGACCACUGCCAGGACCUACUGCGACCUGUGUGAGCGGCUCCACACCGACAACACCACCAAGAUGUACGAUCUGAAGAACUGGUUCCUUGACGGCUCCCACUGUAAGACCCGCUAUGACAAAGACAUCAGUGCCUUCAUUAAUGGAAACAUCUCCGGUUAUGUCCCACUGCAAGACCACCAACGAUAACAUCACUGCCUUUGUCAAUGGGUACAACAUCUCGUGUUGGUCUCCGCACUCUAGCAUGGACGUGAACUCCCUUGGACGGGUACAGAGGAGGCAUCACCAGGAAUUAGAAAGCUUCCUUACGAAGAGAGAUUACAAAGUCACUAACGUGACUGCGUCAGUCACGUUAGUGUGAUUACUCUCUGUGUAUGGAAAGAGGAGCGUCAGAGAUAUCUUGAGGUUAUCUUGAGAUGAUUUCGAGGCUUUUUAGUGUCCCCGCGGCCCG